Molecule: messenger RNA, 9096 nt
Organism: Chlamydomonas reinhardtii
Lineage: Eukaryota; Viridiplantae; Chlorophyta; Chlorophyceae; Chlamydomonadales; Chlamydomonadaceae
Exons: 32
Coding region: 361-8670 (2769 amino acids)
Biological process (GO): regulation of microtubule cytoskeleton organization; cilium assembly
Cellular component (GO): centrosome
Molecular function (GO): gamma-tubulin binding
Source: RefSeq, a predicted model, not a curated record
GUGACCGCUCCCGCGGACGCCUGGUUGAAACCUGCUGACAGCCAACGCGAGAACGUCUUCUCUCUAAUGCCGCACUGUUGCGAAUACAUACUGUAUAUCUAGAUGAUUCAGGCAGUGCAGCUACCAGGAUAAAGCGUGGAUUGAGCCCGAGCGCGGCGCAGGGCAAAAGAGGGCGAAAUGGACGCCUCGCACGCUGCACCCUCGGGGCGGAGUGUCUUCAGUUCGGACGAUGAUUUGACAAGCUUCUUGGCGGGCCUACGCGCCAAGUAUGCCACUUUAUACCCACAGUACCUUGAAGGCGAGCAGCCAGCCGGCGCUGGCGGUGCAGCGGGUUGCCGGGACGGAGAACCGAUUAGUACCAUGGCCGCAGCCAGUAUUGGUGACGCUGCGGACGCCGGCGUCGCUGCGACGGCCGCGGCAGCUGUUGAUACAGCGCUAGCCGGCACGUCGCUGUCCUUUGACCACAAGCUGACACAGCUUCGCUCCAGCCUGCAGUCCCUGCAGCAGCUACUGCCGCCGCGUGCCAGCACUACGGCAAACCUGCUGGAGAGCUUCGUGGCUGUGUCCGGCGACGGUCUGGCACAGCGCCUUCAUGAGCAGCACCAGCAGGGACAGCAGGUGCAGCAGGACCGGCAGGCGCAGCCAGGCGCAUCGGCCACAGCUGCCACCAUCACCAGCAGCGUGCGGCCAAGUGCGCAGCCGGAGCCGGCGUCAUCCACAGGGUUGGCUAGAGGCUCCACCGGUCCCUAUGCACAGACUGCUGCAUCCAGCAGUGGGGGUGGGGCCUGCAGCAACGCUGGCGCGGGCGAGCCUGGCCAGUUGGGAGUGGACAUAGCCUUCAUGGAACUGGCUGCAGGCUACAGCCGCCGCACGCUGCAGCCGCCCUCUAGCGAGAGCUCAGGUGCAUCCGUUGGCGGCGCGCCCGGCGUUGAUACGGCGUGCGCGUGCGCACUGCUACACCAACCGCCAGAGCCGCCGCCGCAGCCGGCGGAGCCGGCUCCGGCGCACAGCCUGUACCUGCAGCAGGCUAGCCUCGCCGAUCCUCAGUCCAGCAGCAGCAGCCCGCAGGCCAGCAGCGAGCCUGACUACCGAGCCGACGCCAAUGAGACAUGGCACGACGCCUACCAUCUGGGCCAUAGCUCGUAUGAUGGUCACGGCGCAGUCCUCGGACACACGGAUUCCGAGCUCGAGCUCGAGGGACCAGCAGAUCCGGAGCUCUACGGCCUACACCAGGAGCCACGCCGCACUUCAGGGGACGCAGAGGACAGCGCCGCUGAGGAGCACGGCGCGCCAGCCAGUGCCUCCACAGGUGACGCCGUGGAGCUCCAAAGGGCAGAGGCUGCAGCAGGCAUGGGCAGUAUCACGCGGUCCAUGGUCAGCCCUGCCCGCCGCCGCGUGUGGCAGCUGGUGGGGCAGGGAGGGAGCGCGCUCGGUGGCAGCAACGGCAGGAUGCCUGAACCCGCACAGCCACUGGACAUGCCAGAUGCGGAGCACAGCCAGUGGCCACCCCGGCCAGCGUCGGUGCGCCCCGCUGGGUCCCCAGGCCCGCAUGGGCUGCGCCUGCUGCAUUCUGCAAACCUGCAAAACUGCUCGCACGGCGGCGGCUCAUCCGGUGCAUCUACUGGCGGCGGCGGCACCGGGCCGGACGCCACACGCGAAAGCAGCGCAGUGUGGGAGAGCGAGGCCACUGGGGCUGAGGAUAAGGAGGCCGGCGAGGACCACGGCAGUACGAGCUGCGAGGAGCCGGGGCUUGCCUCGCAGACGGAGUGGUGUGGGUUCGGUGGCUUUGGAAAGCAGUCGCCCAGUCUACUGCGUCAAAACACAUUGACACCAGUGUUCGGCUUCGGCCCGCUGCCGACCGGCGACGAGUCUCCGGCGCCGGGCGGAUUCGGACAGCCCGAUCUGCAGUCAGAGGCGAGGCUGCAGCCCGCGAGCACCGGCAUCUCGCCGCACUUGAUGGAAGGAGGUGCCGAGUGGCAGCACCAGCACCAGCAGCUACUGCCAAGCAGUGAGCAACGAGGCAGCCUUGCGCCCAGCAAUGCUGUGGGCGCAAGUGCUGCAGGCGAGGCGGUCCGGCAGCGGCGUCGCUGGGGCAGCCCGCUUCAAGGCUCUGCCGUCAGCGGGUCCUGGCAGCACAUUCACGCAGCUUCUGUAGCUGCUGGUGUAGUGGGCGGUGCCACCUCGUCACUUCACAGGAGCAGCCCCAACGGUGCCGGCGCCAAUGCAGGCAUGUUCAGUCCCACGGUGGCGACGGCACGGGCUAGCCAGGGUGGAUCGCCGUCUCGUCAUGUGUUCAGCACAGCAGCGCCUGCCGCCAUGCUCGCCAUGGCUGGCGCUGACGGCGAGGUCUUGCUUGAGCCGGAUGCGCCGGCGGGUGCUCACCCUGCUGCCGGCGGCUUCGCUGCAACGUACCAGCCUUACGGGGAGGAACCUGCAAACGAGCCGUCGCUGGUGUCAGCUGCUGCUGAGUACGAGGGGCUGCUGCAGGAGCAGGGGUUCAUGCCCGAGUAUGACGGACAGCAACAUGAGCUGCAGGACGGCCAUGCCUUGCUGGCAGCCGCGACUGAGCCUGAGCCUGAGCACCACAGCGCGGGGUGGGCGGCGGAUGGCGACGUUUCGAACGGAGGGGGCUCCAGUGCGUACAGCAGCAGUGGUGGUGUGAGCGGUGACGGGCGGCCCAUUGACCCACGACUGCAGCACAGACACGCCUGGCAGGACACUGGUGUGAGCACAACUAGUGCGGCCCGCGGCCCGCGCUCGCUGCGGCUCGUGCCUCCUACGCCGCACACGGGCGUGGCCGUAGGCCAGCCCUAUGCCCUGGCAGCCGUCCCUGGGGAGCUGCUGCCCAACCACAACGAUGAAGUGCUGUGCGGCUCGCCUACCUCGGACAUGGCCGCUACAGCAGGUGCCGCCCAGGUUUCUGAGCCGGGGGCCCGCGGUAGCGGCAGCAAUAACAGCAGCAGUGGCCCUGUUCCCAGCUAUACCGCGAAUCGAGGCGGCGUGGCAUUCAUCGUCGGAGCCGAGGGUGCAGGCGGCCGGUCGCCCUUGCGCUCCGCAACACCCAGGGCAAGCCCGAUGCGCGCUGCACGCGCAGCUCCGCAUGCAACGUCGCAGCCUACGCAGCCCUCUGUCAACACCGCAGACGCCCCCGCUGGCCCUCUGGACUGGGACCUCCUCAACCGCCAGCUGCGGGAGGCUGGCUUCGGCGGACUGGCCAUGGUCUCCGCUGCUGCCACAGCGGCCGCCAUCGCAAACGCUGCCGCAGAGGCCGCCAGCGCGCCCGGCGGCGGUGUGCUCAUGGCCCCUGAGCCGGGCUCGCUGCACCGCUGCCUGGGCAGUGUUCUGGAACAGUACGUGCGGCGCAACAAGCUGGUGACGGAGCUGCUGGCUGCGACGGAGCAGUCGGGCCGUGUGGCGGCGCAGCAGGAGGCGGCGCUGCGUGACUUGCAGCGGGAGCUCAAUGUCGCCAAGGCCGCGGCGGACAGGGCGCGGCGGGAGCUGGCGGAGCUGGCCUCGCAGCAGCUGCCCAAGACCGAGGCGCGCUACUCCGCUCAGAUGGCCAAGCUGCGCUCAGAGGCCGCCAAGAUGAAGGAGAGCCUGCGGGAUGCAGAGGUGGAGGCAGCAGCCAAGGGCGAAGAGAUUCGCUCGCUACGCGCCACCAUCACCGGUCUGCAGGCCGCCGCCGGCCACACUGCCGACGUCGAGGCGGCGGGGCUGCGGCAGCGGCUGGCUCAGCUGGAGGCGGUGGUACGCGCCCGCGACAAGGAGCUGGACAAGCUCAGGAGCAUCAAGGAGGUGACGGUGGUCCAGGCAGAGGACGGCCAAGCCAAUGCACUGGACCGGGCCUACGAGGCAGAGACGACCGCCCGGCGGCUGGAGGCGGAGCUGGUGGCAGCACGUACCCGUGUGGGCCAGCUGGAGCAGGCCAACGCCAAGCGCGACCGUGAUGUGGCCACCAUGCGUGACGACCUGGCAGCCAUCAAAACCUGUGAGGCAGCGGCCAGCCGCGCAGCGGCCGAGCGCGCUGCUGCGGCGGAGGAGGCGGCGCGGCGGUCGGAGGCGGAGGCCGCGGGUCUGCGAGGCAAGGUGAAGGAGCUGGAGGCGCAGCUGCGGGCGGCGCGGCAGGAGCUGGACAAGCGGCGCGCAGACUCCGAGGCGCUGCGCUCUGCGGCGUACCAGGAGGUGUACCGGCUGGAGGACGAGGUGCGGGUGAUGGGCGCGGACCUGGCGGCGGCGCGCAACCGGGCGGCGCAGCUGGAGCACGUGGUGCGUUCCAAGGAGCGCGACGUGGCACGGACCAAGGACGAGAAGGAGGCGGCCAAGGCGGCGGAGCGGGAGCGCGCACGGGUGGCUGAGGACGUGUCCAUCAAGCUGGAGGCGGAGCUGCAGGCGGUCAAGGUGCGGCUGGCGCAGGCGGAGGGCGGCCUGCGCACCAGCGAGCGCGAGGCGGCGCGGCUGGCGGAGCUGCUGCGGCAGACGCAGGGCGCCGAGGUGGAGGCCUGGCUCAAGCAGGCCAAGUCUGAGGAGGGCUCCAAGAAGCUGGAGUCGGACUUCAUGUCUCUGCGGCUGCGGGUGCUGCAGCUGGAGGCGGCGCUCAAGGGCCGCGACAAGGAGGUGGAUAAGCUUGGCCGCGGUGUGGAGGCGAUAAAGGCGGAGGCCCACGAGCUGGCGUCCAAGCUGGCUAAAUCUGAGGAGGCGGCGCGCAAGGCCGAGGGCGAGCUGUCCGCCGCGCGCGGCAAGGUGCUCACGCUGGAGGGCCACGUCAGGGUCAAGGAGCGCGAACAGGAGCGGCUGGUGCGGCUGGUGGAGGGGCUGAAGGCUGGCGAGGCGGAGGUGGCCAGCCGCCAGGGCGCCCUGGAGGAGGCGGCGCGGCGGCUGGAGGCGGCGCUGAUGGCGGCCCGCGGCCGCGUGUCGGGCCUGGAGGGGGUGGUGCGGGCGCGCGACGCGGCGGUGGAGCGACUCAACCGGCAGCUGGAGGCUGCGAAGACCUCCGACUUCGAGCGCACGGCGCAGGUGUCCAAGAUGGAGGAGGUAGCUCGACAGCAAGAGGCUGAGUCGGCGGCGGUGCGGCAGCGGGUGGUGCAGCUGGAGGGGCUGCUGCGGACCAAGGAGCGCGAUCUGGAGCGCAGCAACAGGCAAGCGGAGGCUGCGCGCGCCGCCGAGGGUGACAUGGAGAGGCGGCUGGCGGACGCGGGUGUCGCGGCGGCCAAGCUGGAAGUGGAGGUGGCGGCGGGCCGCACGCGCGCCGCGCAGCUGGGCGAGGAGCUGCGGGCGCGGGAGCGGGAGCUGGCGGCUCUGACCCGCAGCCUGGAGGCGCAGCGCUCGGCGGAGCACAGCGCCAACGUGGCCGUGGGCAAGACCGAGGAGGCGGCCAAGCGGCUGGACAGCGAGGCGAGCGAGCUGCGCCAGCGGCUCGUGCAGGCAGAAGGCCUGCUACGUGUGCGGGAGCGUGAGGCGGAGCGGGUCGCUCGAGUACUUGAGGCAGCGCAAGCGGCGGCAGCGGACGCAGCUUUCAAGCAGAGCGAGGCCGAGGCGGCGAGCCGACGCCUGGAGGCGGAGGCCGCCGGGCUGCGGCAGCGCCUGGCGCAGACGGAGGGCGCGGUGCGGUCGCGCGAGCGCGAUGUGGACCGCGCAGAAAAGCUGGUGGAGCAGGCCAAAUGCGCUGAGGCGGAGGCGGACACGCGCCGCCGCGCCGCCGAGGCGUCUGUGUCGGCUGUGGACGGCGAGAUGUCCUCCCUGCGCAGCCGCAUUGGGCAGCUGGAGGCGGCGGCGCGGGGCCACACCAAGGAGGUGGAGCGGCUGAUGCGCGUGGUGGAUCAGAGCAAGACCGCCGAGAUCGCAGCCACGGCGCGUGCGCAGCGCUCUGAGACGGCGGCCAAGCAAGUGGCUGCGGAGCUGGUAUCUGCGCGCGGGCGGCUCAGCAAGCUGGAGGCUAGCCUAGCCGCGCGUGGCGCCGAGUCCGUGCGGCUGCAAAAGCUGUUGGUGGCCGCGGAGGCUGCGGCAUCGGCGCAGGAGGCUCGCGCCGAGGAGUUCAUGCGCCGAGUGGAGUCGGACAUGGCAGCCAUGAGGCAGCGGGCUCUUCAGCUGGCUGGGCUGCUCAAGGGCCGGGACCGGCAGUUGACCACCCUGCGUGGCGGCAGCGAGGCGGCGCAGGCGGAGCAGGAGAAGGUCCACGACCGGCUGCGCCAGUGCGAGGAUGUCAUCCGCAAGCUGGAGGCGGAGCUGGUGUCGGAGCGGCAGCAGGUGGCACAGACGGCAGGGCAGCUGCGCGGGCGCGACAAGCAGAUCACGACGCUGCGCAACGGUCUGGAAGCGCUGCAGGGCGACCAGGAGAAGGCCACAGCACAGCUGCGCAAAUGUGAGGAGGCUCUUCGCAAGCUGGACUCUGACCUGUCGGCUGAGCGUCAGCGCGCCGCGCAGCUGGAUGGGCAGGUCAAGGCCCGUGACAAGGAGCUGGAGCGUCUGACGCGGCAGCUGGAUGCGGGACGCGACCACAGCAGCAGCGCCGCAGUGGUGGCGGGCAAGGAGGCGGCGGGGCUCAAGGAGGCAGCGGCCAAGGCGGAGGCAGCGCUGGCCACCGCGCGCGCGCGCAUCACGGAGCUGGAGUCGGAGAUGGUGUCAAAGGAGCGCCAGCUGGACGGGCUGCAGCGGCUGGCAGGCUACAGCCGCGCUGGGGAUGCCGAGGCAGCGGCGCUGGCGGCUGAGCGGGCGGGCCGGGCAGAGGAGGCGGCCAAGCGGCUGGAUGUGGAGCUGGCGGGUGUGCGGCAGAAGUACUCACAGCUGGAGCACAUGUACCGCUCCCGCGAGGCCGUCAUCGACAAGCUCAAGGCCUCACUCGCCGACAAGGUUGCCCGCGAGGAGCGGCGUCUUGCCCGCGACAAGGCCGCCUACACCCGCAUCCGCGCAGCCUACCUCCAGACCAUGGCACACAGCAGCACUGCGGGCGGCGCCGGCGGUACGCCCAGUGGCAAGGCGGCGGGCGCCAUGGCGGCGGCGGCACGAGAGCUGCGGCCGGUGGAAAUCGUGGGGCUGUAUGAGAGCCGCCGGGAGGCACUGGAGGAGGAGCUGUCCGUGUGCCGCGCAGAGGUUCGCAGCCUGGCCGAGCAGCUGCGUGACGCCCAGAACCUGAUCACCAUGAAGGAGCGCUCGGGCGCCUGGCGCACACCGCAGGAGCUGACAGACAUGCAGGCCCGUGUCAUCAUGUUGGAGCGGCGCUGCGCCGACCUGCAGCGUGAGGUGGAGCGCGGCCGGGCGGAGGCGGCGGAGGCCGGCCGCGCGGCGGAGCGGCGGCUGGCGGAGGCGGAGCGGCGUGCGGCGGCGCUCAAGGAAGACAACGAGGCGCUGGUGCACGAGCUGGACGGCCGACCCACGCUGCAGGAGAACAGGGCGUUGAAGCGCGAGCUAGAAAUCCUGGAAAAGCGGGUGCUGCAGAUGAAGGGCAGCGCGGCGGCAAGCGGUGCAGGCGCGGUGGCGGAGGGUGGCGAGACGGCGCUGGGGCUGGCGGUCGCAAGCAAGGGCCGCGCCGGCGGGCCGCUGAUGACCACGGCCCAGCGCAUGGCCCGUGACAAGUCCCUGCACCGACUGGGUCUGCGGGGCCUGGAGGACUGGCCCAAGGACGUGCUGGUGGACUUGGUGCAGGACGUUUGCAUAGAGCUCGACCUGUCGGACGCCACCACGUUGCCGGCCGCCGUGCGCAAGACGCUGCGUGUGGUGGACGCCGCGCCACGCAUGGAGGGCUUCAUCGCGGCGGUGUGCGAGGCGGUGUACAAGCGCGGUGCCGCCUUCGUGCCGCCCCACAUCGACGGCACCACCGACCCGAACCGGGUCCUGGAGGUGCUGGCGGUGUGGCUGGGGCUGCUGCAGGAGGGAUCGCAGCUGCGCGGCGUGAUGCGCUCCGUCAGCGAGGCGCUGGCGUCGCGGGCAGAGGGCAUGGCCACCCCCAUCCACGGCCCUGGCGACGUGCUGCUGAGCAUCCGCCAGCUGGUGGAGGCGGAGGCGGUGGCGCUCACCGCGCGCGAGUCGCUGGCGGCCGCCUCGCAUCACAUGGCCCAGCAGCCCGAGGCGCUGCUGUCGCGCCUGGUACACCACUUCAUGCGCCUGUUCGACUGCCCCAGCCUGGAGGGCGUGGUGCCCUGCGUCAACCGCCUGUACGUCAGCCUGAACGAGCUGCGCAACUUUGCGCGCUCGCUGGCGGCGACGCUCGGCCUGCCGGCAGAUGCAGGCGCAUCCGCCUGCAUGGGGCGAGUCCGCGAGCUGCUGGAUGCGGCAGCCGGGCGCGGGGAGGGCGGCGCAGGGCAGCAGCAGCGCAGCAGCGCUGACGGCGGCGGCGAUCGGCUGCUGCCAGACUACAUCAAGGGCAACCAUGCGUCCGCCGCCAGCCCGGCGGCAAGCGCCGGGCAGCCGCCUGCGGGCGCUGCUGCAGCGGCCGUGGGCGUAGAGGUGUCUGCGGCGCUGGAGCGACUCAUGGCUGUCUUCACGGUGCGGACUGCGGGGGCAGCUGCAGACGCGGCGGAGCGCGCGGUGGGGCGACUGCGGCGCCUGGAUGAGGUGCUGCCGCGCUACCAGCGCCUCACCUCGCAACUAUUUGAGGCGCUGCGCUGCACAAGCCUGGAGGAGGUCAUGCCGGCGGUGCGGAGCUUGCUGGCGGCGGCACAGCAGGCGCUGUACUGACUUGGGUCAUGAAAGGUGGUCGGCCGCUGGCCCUGCCCAAUAACCGCAACUAGACCGCUACCUGUGCGGCUAGUCCCCCCUCACACCUCACACCCUCUAAACAUCUACACCGGCCUCACACACCCGUGCUAGAUACCUACACCUCCCUGCCGGUUUCCGCCCACGUGUUGGCUUGUUAGCACAGCUACCUACAUAUGCCGUAGCAAGUGUGAUCGGCUGGUAGCUGUGCUCAGGGGCUAAGUUGAGGUUGCAGUGGAAGAUACCGUAUCCCUACCCAACAAUGCCCUGUAAGUAAUGGUCCUCGCGCUGGUACCGUAGAUGCCUACGGCCGCGCCUACGGUUCGUGGCGACGACGGCCACACGCAUGUAUGUAGCACAUGCACCUUGGCGACCGUCGGUUUGAGACGCAGUAAGAGCCGAACCAAU